AUGUGCUCACGCCAGGACAAGGAUCAGUGCCACAGCCAGGAACGCUACACCCGCCACACCAGCGGUGGCUGCCACGGGAGUGGUGGUGGCUGUCACAGCUCUGGUGGCAGCGGUGGCUGUCACAGCUCCGGUGGCGGCGGCUGCCAUAGCUCCGGUGGUGGCGGCGGUGGCUGCCACAGCUCCGGCGGCAGCGGUGGUGGCUGUCACAGCUCCAGUGGUGGUGGAUGCCACAGCUCCGGUGGUGGUGGAUGCCACAGCUCCGGCGGUGGUGGCUGCCACGGGAAGCCCCAGGUCCACUGCCAGCAGCAGCAGCAGCAGCAGGUCCACCAGCUGCCCUCGCAGAAGAUGAAGUGAUGGGGUGUCUCCAGCAGCAAAGGCCACGCACGGACCAGCUCCCUCUGGGCUCCCCAAAGCUUUGCAAGCCCCGGGGCUGCCCGGACGUGCACCUUCUCCUCAGCCCCCCAAGAAGCAACAC
Messenger RNA from Calidris pugnax (ruff), 475 nucleotides. RefSeq names its product loricrin-like. The transcript has a single exon. Lineage: Eukaryota; Metazoa; Chordata; Aves; Charadriiformes; Scolopacidae. The record is from RefSeq and is a predicted model, not a curated record. The coding region runs from base 1 to 354 and encodes 117 amino acids.